AUGGCCAGCAUCCUCAGCAAAGUGUCCAGCGUCGUGGCCGCCUGCGCCCGCCGCGUCAUGCGCGCCACACGACGCCUCCUCCGCCCGCGGCCGCUCCGCCGGAGCGGCAGCCUCUGCCUCGGCAGGCAGCUCGUGCCGGCCGACGGUGGCAGCAACGGCACCGGAGCCGGCGAUACCGAGGAGGACGGUCAGGGCCUGUGGCGCCGGGCGAUCCUGAUGGGAGAGCGAUGCGAGCCGCUCGACUUCCCCGGCGCCAUCCACUACGACAGCCUCGGCCGGCGGCUCCAAGCGCCCCGCAGCGGCAGCGGCAAGGAGGCGGCGGCCGCACUGUUCUGCCGCUCGUCGGACGCCGUCGACGAGGCCGUCACGACGACAAAGAAAGCUAGAUAUGCCUAG
Phragmites australis (common reed) is the source of this 396-nucleotide messenger RNA. RefSeq lists its product as uncharacterized. Bases 1 to 396 code for a protein of 131 amino acids. The record is from RefSeq and is a predicted model, not a curated record. NCBI's taxonomy places the organism in Eukaryota, Viridiplantae, Streptophyta, Magnoliopsida, Poales, Poaceae. The transcript has a single exon.